GCAUUUUCACAUUCCUCGACCUCUAAAAACUCAGUUUGACUGAGCUCUCUCUCUCUCCGUUGCGAGUAACGCGUUGCUUCGACGCUCUUCAACGGUCAGUCUCAAAAACGACGUCGUCAUACUCAUCUUCUUCGUUCUUCCCCUAGCUAGGGUUUUUCUCUUGUAUCAUACUCACCUUUCUUUCUCCUCAAUCGAAUGUGAUUUUAAAUAGAGAAUAUCAAGGGAUUGAGAAUGUUCGAGAAAUCGAAGAAACAAAAGUGUUUUGUGACUGAAGAAGAUAUGUCCACUCUCUUACAAAGGUAUAAUGCAACAACUGUACUGGGAGUGUUGGGUGAGGUGGCAGCACAAGUUGCAGCAGAUGAGAAAAUUGAUUGGAAUGCAUUGGUGAAGAAGUCUACAACUGGGAUUACUAAUGCAAGAGAGUAUCAAAUGCUAUGGCGCCAUUUGGCUUAUCGCCAUGGUUUGCUAGAUAAAUUAGAUGAUGCUGCACAACCUUUGGUAUGUCAAUCAUCGCCAAAUUGUUUGUCUUUCUGCGUGUGUAUGUGUGUGUAUUUUUGGGGCGAGUGGCAGAGCUAGGAAU
Molecule: messenger RNA, 580 nt
Organism: Nicotiana tabacum (common tobacco)
Lineage: Eukaryota; Viridiplantae; Streptophyta; Magnoliopsida; Solanales; Solanaceae
Source: RefSeq, a predicted model, not a curated record